Messenger RNA from Papaver somniferum (opium poppy), 3717 nucleotides. RefSeq lists its product as uncharacterized. The transcript has 9 exons. NCBI's taxonomy places the organism in Eukaryota, Viridiplantae, Streptophyta, Magnoliopsida, Ranunculales, Papaveraceae. Bases 1691 to 3520 code for a protein of 609 amino acids. The record is from RefSeq and is a predicted model, not a curated record.
AAUGUCUUCAUGUUCUGAUGGUUUGAUUGUGAACAGUGAAGAAGGGUCCAGCGGCUUCAGUUGGUGGAAGAAUCAGAUUAGUCGGUUUUUCUAGGGUUUAUAAGAAAGUUGAACUAUGGCUGCUGCUAAUUGUGCAAGAAGAGCUUUUCAAAGCAUUACAAAGUCAUCAUCAGCACCAUCAUCAUUUGCUUCUGGUGCAGCUAAGUUUGGUGGGUUUACUUCUACUGCUAAACCAACUUCUACACCUCGUUUUUUGAAAUCUACAUUUUCUUCAAGGCUUCCUGUGUUGGGUUGCGCUCAGUCGUUGAUGCCGUUACACAGUGUUACUGCUUCUGCAUUGCUUACUUCAAAGAUCUCAGGAAAUUGGGCUUGGCUUUCGGAAGGGAGUUCCCUCGAUAUUACGUAGGUGGAUGACUAUUCUUGAUAAGCUUCCUUACAAAGGUGGCAGAUAUGGUGUCAGGAUAUGUGACCCCACUUUGACAUGGUCGGUGAAUUCAAUCCAGUAGACAAAAAGAAGUAGAAUCAGAUUGGGAGGGGAAUCAUUUCUGUUCCACCAUCAUUUUGAAUAAUUUAUUUGUAACUACAAACAAAGAGAGGUAAACUCAUUAGCCGAUAGUUGGCACUUGUGCAUGUCAACCUUUUCAUCUGUACCUGAAAUUUUCCUUGGUAGAUAUUUGGUUCCUUGUACUGAGGGCCAACAACUAAAACAAGUGUCAGGUAAGGUUAUUUGGAUUUGGAAUUAGCUGUUGAUCUGCUUUUUUAGCUGUAACCAAACCACAACGUUUGCUUGUUAUCAUCAUUCAGGGACAUUAUUUGAAAUAUAACCAACAACCUUGAACCUACUUAUUAUCAGACUCCAAUUAUGCACCUCAGGUGAUCAUUCCUAAUUGUACAAUGAUUUCGUAUACCAUCUCACUUCAAGCAAUGCUAAUCUCCACCAAGUGAAUUUGGCAGCAUGUGGAGCUCAUUGGUCAUUUCUAUUUAUAAUUAGUACCAAAAAUCUUUGUAAAAGGAGCGAGGCGUCAGCUCCGAACUUCAUGAUAUUGUUCUCCGUCGAUCCGAGGAAACAAACAAUCAGAGACUACGCGAGGAGACGAUGUCUCUUCUUCUUUCUCCCGAACUUCUAUUAAGAACUAUGGUACGAUCUCUGGAUGUGGGAGCGACCAUACGGCAAACUGUUGUCCAAAACCAGUCCCCACUAGAGUUAUGAUGUGCACGACCGUCCUUGGCCUGGCUCCCCCCCACAAACUAUUACCGAUUUCAGGCAUUGGAUAUGCACGUCAUAAAUGAGAAAGGACUGCCAUGAAUUUAGCCCUUUCUCAUUACUUUAUUUCAAAAAUCAAUUCAUAUGCAAGUCAUAACUAGCGGAGGACCCCUCAUAGAGGAAUGUAAAAAAUAUGACCGUUGUCUAACGUUCUAAUUUCUAAAUUUUAAAAUCUCAGCUUUCCUUUUAGUUACCGUUAUCUCAUCAACCCAAAGCAUCCGACCUUUCUUCUACUUACCCACCUUAUCUCUAUACAAAACCUAGAAAUUUUCCAGAGAGGAGAAUAUAAAAAAUUAGGGUUUCAAGAAAAACCCAAAUAGAAUUCUUAUCCAAUCUGGGUUCUGUUUUUCCUAUAAUUCUUCUUCGCUGUAAUUCUAUCUAAUUCUUGAUUCAAUUGAUCAAAUUGAGGUUGAUUGAUUCACCAAGAUGGCAGCAUUAGCUUCAGGGAUUCUAUUGAAGCUACUCAAUGGGAUGAAUACAGGUCUUAAACCGACAAGUGAACAUAGAAGUUCAUUAUUACAGGUAACAGAUAUUGUACCAGCUGAUCUUGAUGAGAAAAAUCUUUUACCUAAACAUGGUUUUUAUAUUAAAGUAUCUGAUUCAUCGCAUUCGAUAUAUGUUAGUCUUCCGUUCGAGCAAGAUGAUCUUGUAUUGAGUAAUAAGAUGCAAUUAGGUCAAUUUAUAUAUGUAGAUAGAUUAGAACCAGGAUCACCUGUACCUGUAAUCAAAGGUACGAAACCAAUACCAGGUCGCCACCCAUUUAUGGGAACUCCUGAACCAAUAAUGAGUUUAAGAGGUAAUGGACCUAAAAGAAGUUCUUGGGGCACACCACAAAUUGGGGAUGAACCUGUUCCCUCUUCUCCGAUGGUUGUUAAACCGGUACCGUUUGAUUUUCCGGCUACGCCUGUUAAAGAACGAAGUGCAAUGAAAGUAGGACUUAGUUUUCCGAAUUCCCCGAUGAGUAGAAGCAGAUAUGCAGUUAAGGAUGUGAAUUCUAGCUCAGUUUUGAGAUCUUCGAUGGGCGGUGGUCUUUUGUCAAAGAUGGUUAGAGGAGAAAGCCCUAUCAUGGUUAGGAGGAGUUGUGUUGCUCCUUCAUCUACGUCAAAGCUUCCGAGGAGCAAGAGUGUUUGCGAACGAGAACCCAGGAUCCCAAGAAGUCCAUUCAAUCCCAUUGAAAAGAGAAGUGUAACACCCCCACCCAGAUUAAGAAGAAGUACCAGAAUAGGAACAUCUAUCAAUUUUGCUACGGAUGGGAAGAAUUCAGUGAACUCCAGUUCCGUCAAUCGUGCUGUGGAUGCACAGAAUUUGGUGAACUCCACCAAAUCACAGUCUCAGUACACUAAUCCAACUGCCUCAAAGAAUAAUGCAAAUACCAAUUUCCUGAUGUCAUUACCUGGAAAGCUAUGUUUGCUUGGAAAGGAAGCAGUACAACAAAGGGAUACAACACAGAAAGCUGCUUUACAAGCAUUAAGAGAUGCUUCAGCAACCGAGACCGUAGUUCGGGCUCUCAAGAUAUUUUCAGAUUUGAGCAGAACAGCUAAACCAGAUGCACCGUCUAACUGUUUUGAUCAAUUUUUGGACUUCCAUUUUCAUAUUACUCAAUCAGUAACUGAUAUGGAAUCUAUUCAUGCUGCUACUACAGCGGCUCAAAGAAACACUGAUAACCAGAUAAAGUCAGAAGAAGAAGAAGAAGAAGAAGAAGAAGAAGAAGAAGAAGAAGAAGAAGAAGAAGAAUCUGUCUUACACGAAAUAAUGCGUAACUCAAUUGAUUUGAACUCAUCCAAGAGAAGAUUAUCAUUACAUAAGUCGGCUACACCCACCUUAGAGAAAAGUGAUAUGAAGACAAACAUUUUGAAGCAGCUAGAAUCAAAUGUGAACCAGAGGAAGACUUCUGAGAAAAAGGUGGUGGUAACAACAACUCCGACUGGAAAGGAACGGGUCGAAACAGAGAAUGAUGAGAACCAGAAACCAACUCAAAGCAGCUUCUGCAAUGCAAUCAAACUGGGAAAAAAGAUUGAAAAAGAAGCAGGAAAGUGGUUUAUGAACUUUUUGGAGGAAGCAUUGGAAACUGGUUUGAAAAAACAAAAAGGAAGUACAGUGAAUGAUGCUCAAAAAGUUCCUCAGUCUCUCAUGAUCAAGGUUAUUAACUGGGUAGAAGUAAAUCAGUAUGACUCCAAUAAGAAGCCUCUUCACCCCAAGGCAGCACAGAUUACUCGAAAGUUGAGAAUCAAAGUGAAAAAUCCUGAAAAAGUUUAAGUACCUUUUCUGAGAUUGGUUGUAUCAUAUUGGGGGGCUUGCUUAAUGAUUGGUUUAGUAGUGUUGUGUGGUUUGUUUGAUUCUCUGAUUCUUUAAAGGUUGUCGACCCUUUGAGAGUGCCUUUCUAAGUUUAACUUAUUUUUGUGAUGUAUAAGCUUUUUUAUACAAUGAAAAUGAAGGUCAGUUUCUUUAACGAA